This is a messenger RNA of Alosa alosa (allis shad), 3531 nucleotides long. RefSeq names its product POU class 3 homeobox 2b (gene pou3f2b). Gene Ontology annotation, molecular function: RNA polymerase II cis-regulatory region sequence-specific DNA binding; DNA-binding transcription factor activity, RNA polymerase II-specific. The transcript has a single exon. NCBI's taxonomy places the organism in Eukaryota, Metazoa, Chordata, Actinopteri, Clupeiformes, Clupeidae. Gene Ontology annotation, cellular component: nucleus. The record is from RefSeq and is a predicted model, not a curated record. Gene Ontology annotation, biological process: regulation of transcription by RNA polymerase II; brain development. Bases 117 to 1253 code for a protein of 378 amino acids.
CAGGUGCGCGCCGCUGUGUCCACUUGGCAAAGCGCCUGGGAGACGCCUGUGGCAAAAGAGUAACUGUCAAAUGCAAGGUUUCUGUAAUAAGAGCGAUCAGUCCGGCUCCGAGAGUCAUGGCGACCACAGCAUCCAAUCAUUACAACAUUCUCACCUCCAGCGCCUCUAUUGUGCACUCGGAGUCCGGGAGCAUGCAGCAAGCCACGGCGUACAGGGACGCGCAAACCCUGUUGCAAACUGACUACUCACUGCAGAGCAACAGUCACCCGCUCAGCCACGCGCACCAGUGGAUCACGGCGCUGUCGCACGGAGAAGGGGCUCCGUGGUCGACCAGUCCGCUCGGCGAGCAGGACAUUAAACCCGCGGUGCAGACCACUAGGGACGAGAUGCACAACUCCAGCAACCUCCAGCAUCAGUCGCGGCCGCCCCAUCUGGUCCACCAGACGCACGGGAAUCACCACGACGCCAGGGCAUGGAGAACGACCACGGCGGCGCACAUACCGAGCAUGGCAACAUCCAACGGACAGAGCCUUAUCUACUCGCAGCCGGGAUUCAACGUCAAUGGACUAAUCCCGGGAAGCGGACAGGGGAUGCAUCAUCACAACAUGCGCGACGCACACGAGGACCACCACAGCCCGCACCUCAGCGACCACGGCCACCAGCCGUCCCAGCACCAGCAGCACCAGCACCAGAGCCACCACGACCACUCGGAUGAGGAUACGCCGACCUCCGACGACUUGGAGCAGUUCGCCAAGCAGUUCAAGCAGCGGAGGAUCAAGCUGGGCUUCACGCAGGCAGACGUAGGACUCGCUUUGGGAACGCUCUAUGGAAAUGUGUUUUCCCAGACCACGAUAUGUCGGUUUGAGGCCCUGCAACUAAGCUUCAAAAACAUGUGUAAGCUCAAGCCUUUGUUGAACAAGUGGUUGGAGGAGGCCGAUUCAACCUCGGGGAGCCCCACGAGCUUAGACAAAAUCGCAGCACAGGGGAGAAAGAGGAAAAAGCGAACCUCGAUCGAGGUAACGGUCAAGGGUGCUUUGGAGAGUCAUUUCUUGAAGUGCCCCAAACCAGCAGCGUCUGAAAUAGUUUCGUUGGCGGACAGUCUGCAGCUGGAGAAGGAGGUAGUAAGGGUUUGGUUUUGUAACAGAAGACAGAAAGAGAAGAGGAUGACUCCUCCUGGAGGACAGAUCCCAGGAACCGAGGAUGUGUACGGGGACACACCACCACACCGUGGGGUCCAGACACCGGUACAAUGAACAAAGGAGGAUCACUCUUGCUUUUUUCUGACUGUCUCGGUUUUUAUUUAUACCUGAAAAUGUCCAGUCCAGCACGGAACUAUCCAGAGGAUAGCAGGUGUCUAGGAGGGAGCACACGUUAGCCUAUCAGCCCUUAACAAUAUCAACAGCGCGCAUAGCGUUAGCGAAAGGGAAGGUGGGUUUUCCUCAAGAGCAGGGGGGCGAAUGUUUUUGUAAAAAUAUACCCAGCACUGUGACAUCGCAGUUUCUAGGUGUAAACCUUUUUGUGAUGGGGAGAGCCGUCAAAGUGGAAAGCAUCAUUUUUAGAGCGUACAUUGUGGUCCAUCUACUGCCUAUACUGUUUACACAUUUGACUUUUGUAGUGUAUGCAUACGGCUGCAUUAUCAUUGCAUUGUUUUGUACAGGACUGCUUGUCCUACGUGAAAAGUGUCAAGAGCUGCUGCAUUCGAUAUCAGAACGCCAUUUUGACAGCUGCUGAGAGGAACUGUAGUUGAGCAUCAGGCGUAGGUUUUCACUCAAUCAGUCGUCAACAUUAGUGAUCUUGAGUAGGCCUACAAACGCUCAGUUAAGAGGGGUUUUGAAACAGAAAACUAUUAUUUUUAUUAUUAUUAUUACUAUUAUUAUUAUUAUUAUUAUUAUUAUUAGCUGGAACACUGUAGGCCCACCAGGUCAUUCUCUGCAGAUCAUAGAUUACAAUAUGGCAGAUGCUUAGAUUCGGUGCAAAUUAAAAGGAAUUAUUUAAGACUUAAGUCAUGCAAUUGCAAAUAUCAACCCUUUUUUAGUUGUCUGAUAUCAGUUCACGCGCUUCUUAAAACACAAAGGCUGCCACCGCCAAGCUCUGCGCCACGCGCCAGCGGUUCGCGGACAGGUCACGGAAGGGCUACGUGGCGACGGAAAUCUGACACUUCCCUCAAGCGACAAAAUAUUACCGCAUAGAUGUUCCUGAACAGCAGAACAUAGAUCAAGUUUGUAAAUAUUGUAUAAUUUAAACAGACAUGGUUUCGUUAUUUCUCACUGGGGCACUUUUUUUCUUUAAAUGAUUUAAAAACAAAACAGGUUUUAGCUGUUCGAUUAUUUUUUUAUUCAAAUUGAUUUGACAUAAUUUUGUAUUGGGCUCUAGUACAUUCUAUUUUUUAUUUAUAGUACAUUGUAGCGACAAUAUUGCUCGUUAUUUGUAGUGUGUUACAGUUGCUUCUUGGCUACAUUUGCUUUAAUUUCAUCUUUAAUUAUUUUCCAGUGGCUUCGCACACCCAGCACUAUCUUGCCAAACCAACUCCGUUUUUUUCGAUUCUUUCCUUUAAAAUUAAUUGGAAAAAAUGUACUUCAGCUCCUGACUUGCAGACAAAUAUUUAUUUUUUUCUGCAACAGAUUUUUAAUUUAUCUUGUAGGCUGUUUUAUUCUUUCUCUCUAUCUCUCUCUCUCUCCCUCUCUCUUUCUCUCUCUCUUUUCAAAUGGAAAAAUAUUUAAAAACAUUUUAUAUUUACGUCUGAACUAGAAAGCAUAUUAUAUGAAAUGUUGGCACCACCACCUAUUAUUAUUAUUAAUAUUAUUAUUAUUAUUAUUAUUAUUAUCACACCAUUCAAAGCCAUGUUUAGGUUUUUAUUUCAGUAAAGUGGAGAUUUGGCGAAGUACAGGCUACUGUUCGUUUCUGUUAGCGCUGUGGUGAAGGUGAGGUGCAGUAUGAAUGCAGAAUAAGGUGUAUUUACAUAAACAUUCUUCAGUCCGUAAUACGCGCUGAUUGAUAUAGAAGGAAGAGGCUAUAGGGCUCAUCCAUUGCAUCAUACGGACUGUAUAGCCUGCAGUCACCGCUAAGGCCUAUGUAUAUAUGUCUUUCAAACCCCUCAAAUAUUAUUUCCCCUCAUUUUACCUUUUUAAUUUUAAUAUUUUAUUGAGGCGCUACCCAGGGACGUGUGUUUUCUAUGUAUGUUUUCUUAAUUUGUUUGGUUACAUCUUUAUUUUCAGUGGUCUGCCGAGUGCUACUCUUUUCUUUAAAAGAAAACAAAGGUGGACGUAAACGCAGAUUAUUUUCUCCAUAGCUUAAUCAAUCAAGCCUAUUAUGAACUGGAAACAAAUUGUGGGAUGUAUUUAUUUGUUUUGUUUGCUUUUUGUCAUAGUCUAUCAAACUCUGGUCUGAAUGAUCCUGUGUGGUAGGUAAAAUAAAAAGCGCAGAGGGUGUGAUAGGAAUAUGUUCAAGUAAUAUUUCAUCACUGGAUAAUGAGUGAACAAAAGACUUGCACAUUUGAAAAUAUUUGAAUUAUUAAAUAACUUUUUUUCUUGA